This is a messenger RNA of Heteronotia binoei (common prickly gecko), 1243 nucleotides long. It is a transcript of the gene SOD3, whose product is annotated as superoxide dismutase 3. The record is from RefSeq and is a predicted model, not a curated record. Gene Ontology annotation, biological process: removal of superoxide radicals. The coding region runs from base 217 to 906 and encodes 229 amino acids. Gene Ontology annotation, molecular function: superoxide dismutase activity; copper ion binding. The transcript has 2 exons. Lineage: Eukaryota; Metazoa; Chordata; Lepidosauria; Squamata; Gekkonidae.
CUAACCACUCCCAUGAGCUAGUGGUGCCUAACUCUGCUACCAAGAGGCAGCAUUCAUAACUCCACGGAAAAGUCCGGAAUCUGGAUUUGGUUCCCAGCCACUGUUUGCAUGAAGAAUUACAACCAACUGCACAGUGCUUCUGGGAGAUAAAUCUUGCAUUAAAGACAACGCUGACGUCUCUCACCAUCUCUUGAAAGUCUUCUGGAGACUCCUGGUAUGUCCCUACUGCUGUUUCUAGUCACCGGCUUGGUCCUUUGUGUAUCUGAUGAAACAAGACAAGAAGAAAGCUCCAAGCUGGCUACCGAGGAGACUCAGGGAAAGCUGAAUCUACUGUGGCUGGCCGUCCUCUACCCGCAUAUGUUCGAGCACCUUUACGACGCUAACUGGACAUACACCGCUUGUGAAAUGAAGCCUAGCACAAGCCUAGAAGGACUCCAGCCCCAGGUGACGGGGCGAGUUCUGUUCAAGCAAGGUUACCCGCAUGGGAAACUGAUGGCCAUAUUCUACCUGGAUGGGUUUCCCAUGGACACUGACGCAGCUGGUAAAGCUAUCCACAUCCACGAGCUAGGAGACCUCAGCAACGGCUGUGAUUCUCUCGGGGGGCACUACAACCCUUUCCAAGUCCAUCACCCCAACCACCCAGGGGACUUUGGAAACUUCCACCCCAAAAAUGGCAGGAUCAGGACGCUGAGGGUCAACCUCUCGCCUUCUCUCCACGGCCCCCGAACCGUUGUCGGAAGAUCUGUUGUGAUCCAUGAGAAUCCGGACGAUAUGGGGAAAGGGAACAACAAGGGCAGUUUAGAACAUGGAAAUGCUGGCAAACGCUUGGCUUGCUGCGUCAUCGGAUAUUCCCAGAAAAACCUGUGGGCGAAGGCCUAUAACGAGCUUCUUGAUCUCAAAGAUUGAGCACACAGCAGCCAGGUUUAGAUGAAGGUCAAUCAGCAGUUUCACAUUUGCCACAACAGCUACUAAAUAAUAGGAAAUAUUUCUGGGGUCCUUGGUGGUGGUGGGGGAAUAAUAUAGACCUUUUGCUCUGCCGUAGUCUUCCGUUCUGUAAGCAGGUUAGGAGGAGGAGCAUUUUCUUCAGAAGUUCAUAUCCAGGUUUCUUUUCGCCUUCAAAGUUAAGUGGCUGGUUGCAGGGUAAGGUAAAAAAUGCAUAUUUAGCUACAGAGAUCUGGAACAGCCCUGUUUGUUUUGCAUCCUAUCUUUUGAAAACCAUCUCAAGAACGAGAAAGCUGGAGGA